Messenger RNA from Rhagoletis pomonella (apple maggot), 4432 nucleotides. RefSeq names its product drebrin-like protein. Gene Ontology annotation, molecular function: actin filament binding. Gene Ontology annotation, biological process: positive regulation of dendritic spine morphogenesis; regulation of actin filament polymerization; positive regulation of axon extension. Lineage: Eukaryota; Metazoa; Arthropoda; Insecta; Diptera; Tephritidae. The record is from RefSeq and is a predicted model, not a curated record. The transcript has 7 exons. The coding region runs from base 1114 to 2919 and encodes 601 amino acids. Gene Ontology annotation, cellular component: actin filament; dendrite; plasma membrane.
GCCACCAAUCAGAAAUUCUUGUGCACAGAGUCGCUCUGCCAAUUCACGGGAUUUUAAAAGCAGCAGCAGCGCCGUUGGUGGAAGUGGCAGCAAUUUGUCCAGCCGUAAAUAACCAGAACCACUAUUUACUGUAUAAAAUCCGCAGAAAAUUUGGAAUUUGGUUAGAAAAUGUGCAACAUAAAUUUUAUUUAAUACCUUUAUACAAAAGAACUGCUAGUGAAGUGUCCAAAAGUAUUUUACACCUUGCAUCGCCAGAUGCGAAAUUCCAGUGCACCGGGCAGAAAAAUCAAUUUUGAGGCCAAGCGCUAGUAGCUGAAGUAGUCGCAGUGACAGCGGCAACUUGCUGUGUUUAUGUGCCCAGUUUUUAGACGUAUCGGCGGGGUGGAACCAGCAGCAGUAACACCAGAAAAGUAAAUGAAUACAUCAGCACCCACGCAGAAAAUCACUUGCCUGGAAUUAUUAAUUGACUAGUGUAGCAGCAGUAGCAGUAAGCGGCCGCAAUCACCUACAACUUGUGUGUGAAGGAAUAGCUAAGUAAAGGUAGGUGUUGGGUGCGUCGAGUGCGUAAAUCAGUUGCAGUGUCAAAUCAGUUGGAAAAAUCCAAAAAAGAGUCGUGGGGUAAAACAGGUGCACGACACGCGCGCACGCACCCACCAUACAAUAUAUUUAUAAAUACUGGGUGUAGUUGUUGUUCACCGUUUGCAAAGCAGGUGUCGAUGCUAGUGUUGCAGGUGUUAGCCGUCGGAAAAGUGCUCUGGGAAAGUGUGUGAAAUUAGAAGAAAAAUAAGGCAGGUUGCUAUUGGGCUGCAUUCGCCAACUGAGACGAGUUAGCUGCAGGCAAGCAAAUCGCCAGCCAGCCAGCCAGCCAGGCAACGCAGUCUAAGCGCCACAUUUAUCAAGUUCGGUGUAUUUGUUCGUGGCGCUGUGCCAAAACCGUCUUUCAAGGUCGUCGGCAUUGGAGUGGGCAAUAACCACAACGUAGUCGUCGUCAGCGUCGUUAAAGGCAGUGCCAGUGUCGAGUCACUCUCAAAAUACAAAGUUAUUUGGACGGGAAAUAAAGGCCGGAAACGUUUCAACUUUUGUGGUGACGGUUAGAUAAUAAAUUCAUAAAAAAUGGCUAUAAGCUUUGAGAAACAUCGCGCACAAAUCGUAGCCGCUUGGAAAGAUGUACUGGACGAUAAGAGCAGCACAAAUUGGUCACUUUAUGGCUACGAAGGUCAAACGAAUGAACUAAAGGUUGUGGGCAGUGGUGAGGGUGGAGUGGAAGAACUCUGCGAGGAUUUAAAUAGCGGCAAAAUUAUGUAUGCUUUUGUGCGCAUCGAAGAUCCAAAGACGGGCUUGAAAAAGUUUCUACUCAUCAACUGGCAGGGUGAAGGCGCGCCGGUGUUGCGCAAGGGAACUUGUGCCAAUCACAUACAUGAUGUCGCCAAGCUACUUUCCGGCGCCCAUUUGACAAUAAAUGCACGCAAUGAAGAUGAUAUCGAUUUGGAGCGACUGGUCAAGAAGUUGAGCGCCGUGAGCUCAACGUAUAGCUUCAAAGAGCCACGCGGCCUGCCGGAUGAGCAGAAGACACCUGUGGGCACAAAUUAUACUCGCGUCAUACCUACGAAGGAGCUGAAUCCGAGUGUAAUGCAAGAUUUUUGGAAGAAGGAAGAGGAAGAGGAGAAGCGACGCAUUGCGGCCGAGAAGGAAACAAAGCGACAGCAGUUGCUCAAACUCGAGCAAGAGCAGCGUACACGUGAAGAGAAAGAGCAUUUGGAGCGUGAGAAGAAAGUUAUUAGCACGUCGAAGCUACAGCCGGCGCAUGUGCCGAUCAAAACCUCUCCGCAGCCCCUAAGUCCGGAGAAAACUGUUGCCAGCAGCUUCACUGCCGGCAUGACUGAAGCCGAGCGCAUGCGCCAGCAGCGCAAUCAGGAGGCGCGGGAACUGAUUGGUUCCCGUGUCAUUGCCGCCAAAGCAAUUUUCACUCAAAACACAAGUCAAGGCCAGUUGCAAACAAAAUUGAACACAGCACCACCUGCCAAACCUGCGCGCACAUCCAUAGCGCAACGCAUCAACGCCUUUAAUCAGCCACAAUCCGCUGAACCGGAACCACGCAAACCCUCACCUACUCCCGGUAAAGUCGCUCUUUCGAAAUUCGAGGAUAUUGCCGCCACCAAUAACGGCAUUCAACAGCACCAACAAACUGUGCAUACCACACAACGUGCGCCCUCGCCAGCCACAGUCACUGUGCCCACUCCCAUACUUGCCCACCAUCACCAAUCCCAAACACAGGUGGUCGAACCAGUUGUAGGAGUAGCAGCAAUAGCGGCGGCUGUAAUGGCGCCCGCGACUGUCGCGACAAAUGCACUAAAUGAAGAGGAGGUGGAGGUGGAGCAACCUGUCAAACCGGAAAUUACCGCCAUUGCCAAUAACGAUGACGUACCGUCGGUCGCAGAUGACUAUGCUGCCGAAAACGACGAACAAUAUUCCACUAUAAAACGUUCACCACAUAGUAAAUCAAAUUCAUUACAAUCACCAGAGACUUCAUCCUCCAAUGCGACCGAUACGGCGCUCUAUCAGGAUCAAGAUGAUGAGGGCGAGGAGCUGGAAGAGGAGGAAGUGGUGCGCACAAAAGUGUCGGUUACGGUGCAACAACCACAAUCGGCUAAAAAUGGACUAAGCAGCGCGUUGGAUAGAAAUGAUUUGACUGAUUUGGUUAACGAGGAUGACUUCAUCUGUCAGGAGUCACUGGGCGACGUUGGACUGAAAGCAAGAGCUUUAUACGAUUAUCAAGCAGCCGACGAAUCAGAGAUUACUUUCGAUCCGGGCGACAUCAUAACGCAUAUCGAUCAAAUCGAUGAAGGCUGGUGGCAAGGGCUCGGACCCGAUGGAACUUAUGGACUGUUUCCGGCAAAUUAUGUCGAAAUUAUUAACUAAACGAAAAUAAGGGAAUUAAUUAUACACAAGCAACAACCAUUAUUGCAACAAAAAUGUAAGCGAAAAAAAAACAAACAAAGACACAAAAUAGAUGAUUCAGCAAUUUUACAGUUUUACUUAUACUUUUACAAAUGAGAAUAAUUGCAACAAAGGAAAAAAUUUAUAGUAGUAUACACCCAGCAAAUGAACAAAAUAAUUGAAAUUCAUUAACUAUAGUCACCAUUUCCGCUCUUAAAAAUAAAACACACAUCAAAUUCAUUAGAAUUCGAAAUUCAGGCACAGCACAAUUUAAUUUUUUUUUUUAUAAAAUGAAAUCUUUGAGAGAGAAAGAGAGCAAGAGGAGGGUUUAGAAACUCCUAAUACUACUGAAGCAAUUGAAAUCUUAUGCAUUUUUAUAGCAACAUACUUACAUUUUUACUCGACUUUUGACUGCAACCACAAACUAAGAAAAUCACAAAACUUGAAGUAAAAAAUUCAGCAAAAAAAUUAGAUCGAAAUUUUCAAAACGUAAAAUUUUAUACGCACUCCCACACACACAUGAAAUUUUUGAUGCAUUUUUAAACAAUUUUUCUAUACUCAUGAUUAAAAAAAAUUUAAUCACGCCUAAAAAUGCAUGAAAUUCAUACAAGCCGAGUACAUAUUUAAAACGCAUAAAAUAUUUAAAAAGCAGAAACAAUGGAAAAAUACUUUUUAGUGCCAAGCUGCGUAAACACCACAUAAGUACUACAUUCAGAAUAACCGAUUGCGUUCAGUAAACGAGAUUAUAUUUAUAAAAAAAAAAAAAAAUUAUAUAAAAUAAAUAGUCUAUGUUAUUUAUUAAAAAAGUAAAUUGUAAAUUUGUUGCCUAAAUGUUAUCAGUCAGAAAUCGUUUAUCGUUGUGUGAUAUGCCAGUCAAAACAAAAUUAUUUUAGUGUUGGCGAGUUCUUUUGUAAUGAAAUGCAUUUUCAAUUUUAAUUUGCUUUAGAAGAUUAUAGAAAGAAAAGACCAAGGCGUGCUUGCUUUUUGAAAUUGCACAGUUUUAACUGAAAAUAGUUUUUGGAAACAAAAAAGUUUGAAAUAGUUUUCUAUAAAGCAAAAAAGUGGAAGUUUACAAUUACAAUCUAUCUAUCUAUACACAAAUUUCCUUUAUAUAAACUAAAACUUUGAAAACUCAAGUUUUCUUUUUCAUUAAAAAUAUGUAUAAAAUAAAACGUAUAAAUUUUCAAUUUUUUGAAGUAAACCCCCCUUUGAAUUACGAAGUUUUUUGCAGACAAAAAUAAAGUUUGGGUAGCUUAAAAUUUAAAAUAAUAUCCAUUUAAAUUAUUCAUUAGGUAAAAUCAGAGAUCGUAAAGGCUAUGAUCUUUGUAAUAAAAAUAAUUCAAUGGUCCCCUCCAAUAACGACACAAAAUAACGAUUAAAUUGUACUGAAAGAAAUGUAACGCUUUUUCUUGUCCUACAUUCAAAGAUGUCGUUAACUCCUCUCCAUAUGACUUUCAAGCGAGCGUAAUUGGUCUAAUAGUUUUUCAUUUGAAAC